AUGGACUUCAUCUUCAAGUCAAGGUUUGCUGACUCAGAGGGGGAGUCCGUCCCUCUCUCCCCCCAGCAGGGCUCUGGGGGUACUGACUGGCCGAGCGACCGACCAGAGGAAUCAGACAACCAGAGGAACGUCAGAAGAACCUGCCAAUCCUCCAUCCAUGUUCCUCCUGUGACUAUCACCUCCCCCCCUGGAGACACCACCCUCAUACAGAUGAACAGUAUGGACUGUGAGACCAUGCCCAUGACUGAUAAGACCCUGGCGGAGCUGGGUCCAAGUGGACCCAAACCCAUCCUGCCUUACAGUUCUAUGUUCAUCUUUGGACAGACCAACCCGGUGAGGCGGUUAUGUCACUACAUCGUGACUCUGCGAUAUUUUGAGAUGAGCAUCCUGGUUGUGAUUGCUAUGAGCAGUAUCGCUCUGGCAGCAGAGGACCCGGUCUGGACCAACGCCCCGCGCAACAAUGUGCUCAAAUAUCUGGACUAUGCUUUCACCGGGGUUUUCACUUUUGAAAUGGUGAUCAAGACACCUGUCCACAGAAUCAAUCAAUCAGAUUCCAACCUCUCCACCAUGGGUAACACUAAAGAGCUGUCUAAGGACCUCAGGGACAAGAUUGUAGACCUGCACAAGGCUGGGACUGACUACAAGGCCUCAGAAAGCAGCUAG
Molecule: messenger RNA, 663 nt
Organism: Notothenia coriiceps (black rockcod)
Lineage: Eukaryota; Metazoa; Chordata; Actinopteri; Perciformes; Nototheniidae
Product: voltage-dependent N-type calcium channel subunit alpha-1B-like
Exons: 6
Coding region: 1-663 (220 amino acids)
Biological process (GO): calcium ion import across plasma membrane; chemical synaptic transmission
Cellular component (GO): membrane; neuronal cell body; voltage-gated calcium channel complex
Molecular function (GO): high voltage-gated calcium channel activity
Source: RefSeq, a predicted model, not a curated record